AUGCUAUCAAAAUUUGUAAUCCAAGUCCACGUACGCGGCUUCAAUAUCUUUCCCGGCGCCACGAUUGUGAAUGCUAUCCUUUCCACGUUGCACUGCGUGUUUGUGGUUCACAGUUUCAGCAACUGGUUACACAGAAAUUGGCAACACGUAGGUACCUACCAGGCCGUGUCACGCAACUACAUCCCCUAA
Plenodomus lingam JN3 is the source of this 189-nucleotide messenger RNA. The record is from RefSeq and is a predicted model, not a curated record. Lineage: Eukaryota; Fungi; Ascomycota; Dothideomycetes; Pleosporales; Leptosphaeriaceae.